Molecule: messenger RNA, 1305 nt
Organism: Suillus discolor
Lineage: Eukaryota; Fungi; Basidiomycota; Agaricomycetes; Boletales; Suillaceae
Exons: 7
Coding region: 1-1221 (406 amino acids)
Source: RefSeq, a predicted model, not a curated record
AUGACUGGCAUGACGGGCACAGUUCUCACCGAUGGCGAAGACGAGCCACGUGUUGUGCGUCCCGUACACAAAAUCAAACCCACUGCUGCCCUCCUUCAACACUCGGAGAAAGCGGCUCUUCCCUCCCAAAUAAAAGCUAUCACCGAUUUCCGUGCAGCUGAGGCCGCCAAGCGUGCUUCAGAGUGCCUCCCCCAUCCAACAAAUGUGUGUCCCGAUGAUGCCCUCGAUGAUGCCCUCGAUGACGAUGAAUCUGGUGAUAUGGAGCGCGAGAAUGCUCGUGUCAACCCUAAGCAUGCUAGAAGGAAGUGCAAGUCCCCUCCAUGUUGCUUGUUCCCUUCGUUUGGCUCAAGCCAUGGCUUUUGGCCGGCUUUGGCUCAUGGCCUUGGCUUGAAAUAUGCGACUCUAGGUGAACAACUGGAGUCUGUCUUUGGCUGGAAGGCUCGGACUUCAGGUGAUGGUGUUAUUCCAAUCCUAGAACGUGGAAAAGCAAUAUGUGCCUUGCAUGGUAUCUUGAUGCUAUAUUACGAAAAAUACCCUACAAACAAUGUGCUCAAAAAGUGGGUCCAUGACAUCACUGCUGGAGCAGAGAAAGUUUACGAGAUGUAUGGUGUCCCUAUUCCAGAGUGCUCAAAAGAGCCUGUAAGGCAACAGGGUACCAAACGUCCAGCACCAGAUGUCACUAUCACGCACUCACAAAGCACUGGCAGUAAGCAAAUUUCAAACGUCUAUCAACCAAAAUCAUCAGGGGCCGGACGCAACCCCAUUGACAUCAUGUCACGAUUAGUCAUAAAGUACCACGACGAGGAUUCCCAGAAGAACUCUUGGGGAUGUGUUGCCUCAGGCUGUACUUUCCUGCGACAGGGUAAUGCGCAGCUUGAACGAGCCUUGAAGCAUGCAACAACAUGCAAAAUUCUCCAGGCUGACCAUGUUGAGCUGUGGCGACAAGCGAUCCAAGAAUCAGACAUUGACGGAAUAGCAGAUUCGGAUGAUGAAGAUGGAGCUGAGGACGAGCUGUUGGAAUCGGAGAUAGACGGACGCCAGCCUGCUCAAGCUGUUGCCUUCGAGAUUCAUCCUGACAUUGAUAUCAACUCGAAGGCAUUGAAGGAUAUGGUCUCUACUGACCCAGUUUCCGUAGUUUCCACUGUGGACCUAUCAUUCGUGUUGUCUCCGCAGGCUGCCACGAUGGUGACCGACGACGGAGAUGCAGAUUGGAAUUAUUAGACUCACAGACGACCUUUUUAACAAUUGUUAACUGCGUUUUUGUUGUUAACAAUGUUAAUAAUGUAUUUCUAACACGUUAGUAAC